Acanthaster planci (crown-of-thorns starfish) is the source of this 10934-nucleotide messenger RNA. Its product is annotated as AP-2 complex subunit alpha-2-like. Gene Ontology annotation, molecular function: clathrin-cargo adaptor activity. Gene Ontology annotation, biological process: intracellular protein transport; clathrin-dependent endocytosis. The record is from RefSeq and is a predicted model, not a curated record. Gene Ontology annotation, cellular component: AP-2 adaptor complex; membrane coat. Lineage: Eukaryota; Metazoa; Echinodermata; Asteroidea; Valvatida; Acanthasteridae.
CCACAUGCAUACAUCCAUAACACGCUCCAGGCUCGUUCCGCCGCUCCGCCCAUAUUAAUGGUUAGUUCCCAUCCAGUAAAAUACCGCUCGAACGUGAUAACCUCCAGGCUCAAUCAAGUCAACGAAAGCCUACUUACGAAUCUUCGUUGGCAGCCGACUGCAUUCUGGCGGAUGAAUUCUAAGGGAGGUGUCCUUUCGGUAAUGGCGGCCAACUCGCCUUGGGAAGAUUGAAGGCGUUGCUUCCGUCUACAGGUCUUCACCGACAGAUUUUGCCCCAUCCGGUUCUAUUUUUUAUGAAUCUGAGAGUGACCAGAGGUUUGUCGAACCCUUGGUUGUCAAGUUUGCCUCUUCGUUUGCCUGCGCUGGUUAGCCAGUACUGAGCCAUCAUGCCCACGGUCAAAGGAGACGGUAUGCGGGGCCUGGCGGUCUUCAUAUCGGACAUCAGAAACUGCAAGAGCAAGGAAGCUGAGAUCAAGCGAAUCAACAAGGAGCUGGCUAAUAUACGCUCCAAAUUUAAAGGCGAUAAAACCCUGGAUGGCUACCAGAAGAAGAAGUACGUGUGUAAGCUGCUCUUCAUCUUUCUGCUGGGCCACGACAUUGACUUUGGCCACAUGGAGGCUGUCAACCUGCUCAGCUCCAACAAGUACACAGAGAAGCAGAUCGGCUACCUGUUCAUCUCGGUUCUGGUGAAUGAGAACUCGGACCUGAUGCAGCUGGUCAUCCAGAACAUCAAGAAUGACAUGUCGAGCCGCACGCCCAUCCACAUCAACCUAGCGUUGCACUGCAUCGCCAACAUCGGCAGCAAGGCCAUGGCCGAGACGCUGGGGCCCGAGGUGCCCAAGCUCCUGGUGUCUGGGGACACCAUUGACGAAGUGAAGCAGAGUGCCGCGUUGUGCUUGCUGCGGCUGUACAGAACGGACUCACACUGCAUCCCCAGUGGGGAGUACCACAGUAGAAUUAUACACUUGCUGAACGACCAACACAUGGGUGUAGUGACAGCCGCGACGAGUCUGAUCCACGACCUUGUCCUGGACAAUCCCGAGGACUACAAGGGCUGCGUCUCGCUGGCCGUGUCCAGACUCAGCAGGAUCGUGACAUCGUCCUACACAGACCUGCAGGACUACACCUACUACUUUGUGCCGGCGCCGUGGCUGUCCGUCAAACUGCUGAGACUCUUGCAGUGCUACGGGCCACCGGAUGACCCGGCCAACAGGGGCAGGUUGAACGAAUGCCUGGAGACCAUCCUCAACAAAGCGCAGGAGCCGCCCAAGUCCAAGAAGGUCCAACAUUCCAACUCCAAGAACGCCGUGCUGUUCGAGGCCAUCAACCUGAUCAUCCACCACGACAGCGAGCCCAACCUGCUGGUGCGGGCCUGCAACCAGCUGGGCCAGUUCCUUCAGCACAGGGAGACCAACCUGAGGUAUCUUGCCCUGGAGAGCAUGUGUCUGCUGGCCUCCUCCGAGUUCUCCAGGGAAGCCGUCAAGAAGCACCAAGAGACAGUUGUAACAGCAUUGAAGACGGAGCGAGACGUCAGCGUGCGCCAGCGAGCCGUGGACCUCCUCUAUGCCAUGUGCGACCGGACCAACACGGAGGAGAUCGUGGGCGAGAUGCUGGACUACCUGGAGAAGGCCGACUACUCCAUCCGAGAGGAAAUGGUGUUGAAGGUGGCUAUCUUGGCUGAGAAGUUUGCGGUGGACUACACGUGGUAUGUGGACACGAUACUGAACCUGAUCCGCAUCGCUGGAGACUUUGUAAGCGAAGAGGUGUGGUAUCGUGUGAUCCAGAUCGUGAUCAACCGGGAGGACGUGCAGGGCUAUGCCGCCAAGAUGGUGUUUGAGGCUCUUCAGGCCCCGGCCUGCCACGAGAAUAUGGUGAAGGUUGGCGGCUACAUCCUAGGAGAGUUUGGCAACCUCAUCGCUGGGGACCCGCGAUCAAGCCCGCAGGUGCAGUUCCACCUCCUCCAUUCCAAGUUCCACCUCUGCUCCGCGCCCACACGAGGCCUCCUCCUCUCCACCUACGUUAAGUUCAUCAACCUGUUCCCGGAGAUCAAGCAGACGAUUCAGGAUGUCCUGAAGAACGACAACCAGCUGCGGAACGCCGACGCUGAACUGCAGCAGAGGGCUGUGGAGUACCUGAGCCUCAGCGUGCGGACCUCGUCCGAUGUCCUGGCACCCAGCACGGCCAGCCCCGUGCAGCUUCCACAAGCCCAGCCCCCUCCUGCGGCCGUGCCCCCGUCCACGGACCUCCUUGGGCUGGACGCCGCCCCGGUGGCCCAGCCCGCCUCGGCCUUUGGCAUGGGCAUGGCCAUGGCCAUGCCCGUCGCCCCCGCAGCGGCCAUCAAUAGCUUGGCAGCGCAGCCGGCUGCAGCCCAGAACACCCUCCUGGACAUCUUUGAUGCCCCUCCCCAGAUGCCGGCUGCGGUCCCCAGCACCGCUGCCGCCGACACCGGUGCCCUGUCGCCGGGCGCUGAGGAGAAUUUCUUGAAAUUCAUUUGUAAAAACAAUGGCGUCCUGUUCGAGAACGACCUGCUGCAGAUUGGCGUCAAGUCGGAGAGCAAGUCCAUGUACUGUCGCCUGGUGCUGUUCUUCGGCAACAAGACCAGCAUGCAGUUCUCCGACUUCAGCUCCACGGUCACCUCGCCGGAUGACUUGGCGUCCAGGCUUGUCGUCAAGGCACCCCCGGUGAACAGCAUCAUAGACGGUGGGGCCCAGGUGCAGCAGAUCAUCACGGCCGAGUGUGUGCAGGAAUUCACCGUGGCGCCGCUGCUCAACAUUAGAUUUGUCUUACAGCAGACAGGUAGCCAGUCUCCCGCAUCUAACCCUGACUCAAGCUCCGGAGGCUCCAUGCAAUACAUCAACCUGAAAGUUCCCAUUAUGAUGUCCAAGUUCUUCCAGCCCACCACCAUGUCCUCUGCCGAUUUCUUCACGCGUUGGAACCAGCUGAAUGCACCGGCGCAUGAAUAUCAGAACAUCUUCAAGGCCAAUUUCCCCAUGGACAGAGACGGCAACAAGACCAAAUUGAUGGGCUUUGGGAUCGGUCUCCUGGAGGGCGUUGACCCCAACCCAGACAACUUCGUGUGCGCUGGCAUCAUCCACUCCAGGUCUGCCCAGAUAGGGGUCCUGCUACGCUUGGAGCCCAACAAGGCUGCCCUGAUGUACCGACUGACGUUACGCAGCAGUAAAGAUGACGUGUCGAAGGAGUUGGGCAGACUCUUGUCCAGCCAGUUCUGAGCAGCUGUAACCGGAUCGAUCCAGUUCCAUAAUGCAGGCCCUUUCUGUAGUCGCGGAGUUGGCUCGGAGCUGACCCUCGACCGGUUUGAUCCAGUUUCCACUCGGCCUGCUCUUUGUACACUCGUGCGCGCAUUGGAAAGCCACUUGCAAAAGCUGCCUCAAACCGGUUUGCACUGGUCCCAUCUGCAGCCUGUCCCUGAGUUGUCUUCAAAAACUAGCCAGGGGUGGUUGGUGCUGAUUCGAUUCAGUCCUUUCAUGCGUUAACCGGUGGGGAGCAGUUUGUGCUGGUUCGGGCCGGUUUGCAGCAGCUUCUGAACCAGUUCAGACCGGUUUACAGCACCCCCGCUGGCCAUUAUGUUAUGUCUGUGCAGAUGUUAUAGUUUUGUAUCAAAUAGUUAAACAGGGAUGCGUCGGGUAAAAGUCGCUUUUAUUUAGUUUCAACUGGCAUUCAUGUCUGUCACAGGCAACUGUCAAAGGACAAAAGGCCGACAAAACUUAAAAUAUUUUUUCUUCAGUUUAUAAAUCAUUUGUUGUAUAAUUCAUUGUUUCUUACAUUUGUGCUCUAAGUUCAGCUUAUCUUAUAUAAAGCCAAUCUAGUCCAUCUAAAGUAGUGGAGGUACUGUAGGUCCUGCCGUCCCUGUCACCCAAUCCUGCUGAGGCAUCUCAAAACUGUCACAAAUUUAGAAGACUUUAAAAAAAGUCGACACCUGUGUUUGUAGUCCACGUAUGCACCGGAUGAUUUAAGAUGAGGAAAGAAUGUCUCUUCUCUCUCUCAGCGUUUGGGAAAUUGUCUUUAUAUUUAGCUCAGCGGCCUAGUAAGCAUUAUCCUCAGAGCCUGUUCUGUGAUUAGAGGUAAGAGGAUUCUGGUGGAACGUCUGAAGCGUCCAGUUGUUGAAGGGCGUUUGUACAGUGUACAGAAUUCUCUGCAGCACCCGGCUCUUAUAGGGUUGUCUGCGGAAGACGGAAAGGGAGGCCACACAGAACGACUUGCAUGAUAUGCGUAUUAUGCUCAGAAAGUGCUCAGUAUGUACUUUAUGCAUUCUGCGUGGCUUCCUUUUCCCUCUACCGCCAUCAAUGAGGUGUGUGACAGUGGGGUAACCUUUGACCUUGCCAGUUGCCAUGCUAAAAACGGAGUUCGACAAGCAAACGGAUAUUCAUGUUUAGUGCAUUUUCUGACUAAUCAGUCACAAGGUAAGGCCGACUUGAUGUGCCGUGUGUCUUCAAAAAGCCCUGUCCCAAGCAUUUCUGUGUUUUAAACGGAAAAAAAAACACCCAGCAUUGCUUUGUCCAUAACUGUAAGUUAGAGUGGACCUUAGUAAACUUAGAAUCAUGUUUAUCUUCAAUACGCCGUAACCGUUGUCGAUCAUUAACAAAUUCUAUUUGUAUAAAGUAAACUGAGCAGUGGUUUAUCCAAAUCAAAUCAGAAAUUUAUUGAAACAUUAUACAUAGUAUUGAUGUAAACAUGUACUUUAAUGGCCAAUAUUUCUUUUUUUUGUAGUUUUAAUAAACACUUAGUUGCUUGUGUAUUCAGCAUGUAGCGUGAUGAUUCCAAAGGGAAAAAAAAAGAAAAAGAAAAAAAAAAGAUUUUUUUUCUCAGUUAUCGGUGACAUCCGCUUGAUGUUUGAUGUCAAGGAUGUCAAGAGAUGUCCCAACAUUCCUCGGCUGUUGUGGAGGGUCCAUUGCCACUGUUACCAUCGUUUUCCAAUAACUUCACUUUGAUUUGUAGGAGGCCGGUGGCAGUCGUCUUUCAUACCCGACUUUCAGAUUGAUUUUAUUUUUUUGUUAUUUUGUAUUAUUUUUGGAUGAAGUUGUGGAUCCAGUCCCAGAUUGUCCGUGUGCAGGCCGUAGGCUGCACAGACUUAAGCUGUGCCGUAAUCGUCCACCAGUGCCCAUCAGUUUUAUGACAAGUUGCCAAAUGUUUAUCAGCAUAUGUACAGAAGAAAGGACCAUCCACACUUGUCAGUUUUUGUUGAGGUUGGCCGUUGGUCAUGCGUGCCAUUUUCUUCCAUUUUUGUUUUAUCUUGGGAUUUGAUGAGGUGGUUACAAAACUCAGACAGUUAAGACGUUUUUGUCAGGAGUGGUUUUUAGAAUUGUAAUAUGUCAUCAAAGGGGACUCUGACGUCAUUGUGCAAAAGUGAUAUUUUGUAAGACCUCAAAUGUGGAGACAUUUAUAUAUGUUCCAGAUGCAUGUUCCAGAUAUACAUUACCGCCCUCAUUAGAAAUGUGCCUGGCCUUUCCUUUUUCUUUGUACAAGCAUUUUUUAAAAAGCUUGAUAAGUGAAAACCCCAUUCUUUUCUGAAUUAGGCUUCUCAUAGGUAGUAAAAGUGGUUGCUCUGGAAGCUUUGUUUUACUGUCAGUGUGAAAAGGUGACAAUAUUCAGCUUAAGAAGUUUGGACAAAUGAUUGAAGUUUGGACAGAUAACUCUGGUAAAAACGGCACAGGUGUAAAAAAAACUACAUGUAGUAAAUGGUCGAUGUGUACAAAAGCUAUACGACCUUUUGGAAGAGAAAAUGGACACAAUUUAGCAAGCACGUGUUGCGGUUGCUGUUUUCACAUGAUCAAAUGCUGAAAUGAACUGAUGUAGUGUAGUGUAGAUUUUAAGAGCAGGUCCGAAGGAAGAGGGCACAAGUUGAUGGCAACUCUCCAUGGUAACGCUUGGCAGAGAUUUGUCGCCUGACUGGCUUCGGAGACCGAUAUUUAAAUAACCAUUUUCUGUAACCCAUUUUGUACUGAACUGUAUACACGUAUUGACCACGUAAGUUUCGAACACCCCUUUAUUGAUGCACAUCAGUGAUGGAAAUAUGCCAUGGCACUGAGGGAUAGCAUCGCUUAGUGUGUAUAUUAUAUUGAGUGUAUCGAGUGAUAAUUUCUGCUGAAUUAAGACCAUUGGCCCUUGAUGAAUUGGUUCCAAAAAGGGGGCCAUCAUUAUUGAAUGUUUUAUUUCUCUGUGUUUAAAAAAAAUAAAAUAUGAGCACAGAAAUUUGUGAGCUGUUGAAUAAAAAUGUUUAUUAGACUAAGUCCUGUACACUUCCAGACUUCCUUCAUACUUUUAGUCUGUGAUGGUUUUGUAUUAAAUCUUGUGUACUUUCUGAUGGCAGCCAUUUUUGAAAGGUGCUGUUUUUUUACAUAUAUAUCUAACUUUCCUUAUUUUUGGGAGGAUGAGUUUUAAUAUACUGCACAUGUCCUCAAUUACAUUUCUUGGUUUUAUCUCAACUUACAUUUCGUGACUUCACUGAGAAGCGGUCUUGGGAUAAACUUUGUUUUUCAUAUACUUUGCACCUUGCUGUGGAGCGUUUCUGGCACCCCAAAACAAAAUGGAAUUUUACACAAAAAUUGUUCUUUCUUUGGAAAAUCGUUUAUUGGCUAAGAUUAAAUUUAGCUCCCGAGGUAAUAACAAUGUUUUCUGUCCUGGGUGAUUCAUGUAUAUGGAUUGGGCUUAUUAUGGGUUGAAUGUUUUUGCAGUAACCUCAAAGCAUAAAAUGAGCUUUAACAUAAAUUUUUAUACAGCAAGGUAGCAAAAAAUACAAAACUGAAGCAAUGAAAAUAAUCCUUUUUAUACUAAAGAGAAAUGGAGGAGAAAUGUUUGUACAUGCAAAAAAACCAGCAAAGAUGGAAUAUGUUCAUGCCUAUCGUAAAUACCUCCAUAAUUAUACACAUAUUCAGCUUCUCUGCCACUUUCCUCUCCAAGUUGUGUUAAGCAGGGUACAUAAAUGCAAGUGCAAAUGACCUCUGUACUCGGGGGUUCCCGCAGCCUGAAAAAGUCGUAGAAUUUAAUUAUCCUUUAGGUGCAGGAACCCUGUGUUCUGGUGACAUCCUACCAUGCUUCUAUGUGCAGUUUUCCAAUGGAGCCAGUGGGGGCCCACGGUCCACUGCGCACCAGAGGAAAGCACACACAAAAUGUGCCAUCAUCAACACACGGUUGCAUUAAUGGGUUACCGACCAACAGAUGUCAGUUGAUUUUCAUACUUUGCCCAACUGGUUCCCCGCUCAUUUGCUAAAUUUGAUUACAUGCGAUUUCUCAAUGCAUUGUUUUUCCCGCUCGGCAGCUCAGCGCAGACCAGGUCUGGGCAGUGUAGCACAUGGCGUUCCCUGAUAUUAAAUCACCCGAUUUAGCCAUCAAUGGAUUCUGAACUUAGAGCACAACCCCUACAUGAUUAAAAAACAAUAAGAGAAAUUAACUUCAAUUCUACUCCAUAAUAAUGCAGUGCUACAAUAAAAUGUCAAAGCACAAUUGAUUUCCUAAAAAGAAAAAAAAAGUGGGUUAAAUUCCACAUUUAUUUGAGAAGUGCAUACCACAAUGAUGUUAACAGCUGGCCCAGAUCUACCCAAUGACUGCCCUUUUUGAAAAAGAUUCACUUUUGUCACAUUCAAGUGAACUUGAAACAGUACAAGGGUAUAUUGGCAACCUCUGACCCCAGAUCAGAGUAACUGGGAAAUCGUUAAAGACUCAUCCGAGGAGACACCAUUACUGCGGUGGCGCUGUGGCAGGCACACAGACCUGACACGCACUUUCAUGCAUGUGGCAAAUCAUGACAUCCUAUUGGUUGAAGAAGCAUAAUGUGUGCAUAUCACCGGUCCACGAGCACUGUGCCACAGCGGUAAUGGCUCCUUAUUCAGGGAACCAACUUAUCUGCUCCAAGCGGAACAAAAAGGGCUGUAUUUUUGGUACUUGCCGCAUAGGCGCAUUAAUAGUGGAGAUCAGUGGCGCGUUUGAUGCUGAGUACGCGCAAUGAAUUUAUUCCUUAAUGUAUGGUCUUUGCGUAUAUGCAGAACGCGUGCCAGAACCCGCUUGGAAAGCUUACAACCAUCUGUCUUCCUCUUUCCACUUGGCGGUGCACCUCAAAUCGGGACAGAUACUAUACGGGCACUACAGCUAUGUGCCAUCAUGCACGGAGUUCGGUAGAGCGUGUCACCAUACUGCAGUCAGCAAUUUAGACACUUGAUAAAAGCAUGGAGGAAGGAAACCAGGCCAGCAAACCUCCUACCGCCCACGUUGUUGAAUAAUAAAAAGAAUACGCACCAAGACUAGAACACUGCACCUGCAUGUAGAUUGAAAAUUUCUGAAAAGUGAACAAGACACCCAGUUCCAAAAAGGGGAGGGGCAUCUCAGAAUUCUGGAGUAUGUACACCUUGAGUGACAGGCAAACACUUGGGUAUUAAAAAGACAGAUCCCCAAAUCCUCGUCCAAACAAUUAUCCAUAAUAAGUAUGUCACAGAGUUUCUCUAUGCUAGGCCAUCCUUUGCUGAUAUAUAAAUCAGCCAAGUACAUGUACUGGUAACUAUACUCCAUAAAUUCACUCCAUGUUCUAGGGUUCAAGGGACACGUACACUGUGUUGACAGUAACGAAAACUAUGGUUUUCUACCCAAUCUAAACAUAUACAUGUAUUUCUGUCUAGUCUAUGAACCACUUGUUAUCCUGAAGCUGUAGGGCUAUUUUUGGCACCAUAUUAAGCCUCACAUGAAUGUCUGUACGCACAGUAAAUGAGGUUUCGUUGCAAGGACUAUCCCCUCGUUCACCUAUCACCUUUUAUAAUCUUGUCAUAGACGGACUGCACAAAAACAGACAUGCAAGACUUCCUGAUACGGUAGAUGUGAGAACCCUCGAUAUUUGCUGUUUGAUCAAGACAAGGAUCAGCUUUUGUUGCAAAAGUGCUCUGUGAGUUGACUUUAAUGCCAAAGGGCGUGACACCGAGCAACAUUCAACAACUGGAUAAACAUCUGGGUCAUGUUACGGAGAAAAACUACGGUCCAAUAUAUUUUUUUUUGUCCCUGUCACAUGUUACAUCGUACUUGUAAGUAUAAAAUACAUUUUAAAAAAAAAUUCUACGAGUGAUUAAGUAUAAAACAUUACCUGCUUAACAAAUAAAAAAAAUCUGAAGUCGGUUUUAUUGAUAUUUCCACAUCAAAUUAAACAGGCCAGGGAUAACAGGGACACUGCUAGCAAUAUCAAUGCAAAACGUCACCAGUUUCCUUGUUUUGGAGUGUUUUUUUCUCCAAGAAUAAAAACUCUGAGGGUCUUGAAAUUUGUUGCAUGGAUUUCCACUACAAGCUUUUUGAACGGCAGUCGAGUUUCAGGUUUUUUUUAACAAUACUUAUAACUGAUCACAUCACAAACUAAAACAGUACAUAUAUGUAUCUACCGUCUACCAUUACCGAAAGAUCUGUUUAAAAAAGGUCAGGUUCCAAUUACUGGACAUGUACACUGUACCACUCCCUUUUGAAAACCUGGUCAAAAGUGUGAAUGACGUGGUAUUGGUCACGUUUGCGGGAGCCCUACAGCCCUCCUGGUAAUCAGAAGUGCAGCGAAAGCACCUGCUGUGAAUAUUUCAAAGGCGUUCUCCGUAUUCCAUAAUUCCAUGCAUAUCUAGCAAGACUGUUGAUUUGGACUUAGGGAUAAUAAAAUCUGCGUGACUUUUUCAAGUAAAACAAAGUAGAAAUACAGGAGGUUUAUAUGUACGUAUACAGAAUUGCACAAACGUAUGGUGAAGCACAGCAAAGUCUGGGUUCUUUUAUGGGGGGGGGAAUUUCUCCUUGAUGUGGAAGACCAUUACACUAAUCUCACGACUAUCCCUUAUGUUGUGCGUGUCCAUACAAGCUUUUUUUUUUUUAUUGGGGCUAAAUAUCUCAAAUCGUAAGAUGUGCCUACACACAAGAAUUGCCUUACUCAAAGGGGCCAUAUAACAAGUGUGUAUAACACACUUUAAAUGACAACCUGAUAUGUUGAUAAAGCACUUCUCUUUUUUACUGAGUUUCAAACUACAUGUACUAAAAAAAGUGGAUCUAUACAAAACAUGUUGAAGAGUCACCGUCACCUGUUACAAAUUUCCACUACUAAUUGGACACUCCAAAACCUACUCUAUGGGCAGCUUUAUCAGUGGAAUGAUACCAACAAACUACUGCAGGGGUGUGAGUGGCUGAAAGCAGCUAGCAAACAGCUGAAAUGUAAAACGUUCCCAUACUUUUGUAGAGACCAGGUGUACAAAAAAGCUGACAUUCAGGGUCAUCUACGCAAAAAAAAGCUGAAAUCAGCUAAAAAACUGAUUCUCACACCUCUGCUACCUGUCCCCAUUAUGUGAUUUGCGGGAUAUAACCAAACGGCAUGCAAGAUCCUUUCACCUCACAACCGGUGAAGUAAAAUUUUCAUUACAAGUUUUGAGUAAACUACGUGCCCCAUUUUGGGUACAUGUAGACAGACAAUGCACAUGACAGGCAAUAGGAGACGGUUUUUAAUAACAAAAGAAUUCUGUUUGUUCAAUUGAUUAAUAUUUCAGUUUCAAAAAUGUCACUUCAGAGCUGUACACACUGUAUACUGUCAAAUAUUUUCCUUCUUUAAUACUGGUAUAUGUCUUGGGUUACCUGCUAAGCUCGAUCUACCCAAAUCCAAUAUCGUGCAGUUAGCCUAUGGAAUUUUUUGUUGGAGGGGGCAUCAGAGACCAAUGUAAAAGUAGAAGGGUCAGUGCCGUGCAGUUGUGAAUCUAUCAGAAUCAGAUGAAAAAUUGAAAUAGUUGGAUUUUGAUUGAUAUGGGAGGAGUGGGAGUCAUUUUGGCCUUGACAAGUCUCCAAACCCGUCAUGCUUGGUUUCAGAGUACGAGAAAAAAAAACAACAACUUUACAGGCAUCACUGCGACAGGGUGUGAAAGCAUCGGAAUCGGCCACAUGUGACACGCUCUGAAAAGAAGGUAGAUAAUGUUGCAAAAAUGAAA